Molecule: messenger RNA, 1516 nt
Organism: Armigeres subalbatus
Lineage: Eukaryota; Metazoa; Arthropoda; Insecta; Diptera; Culicidae
Gene: Tsen2
Exons: 2
Coding region: 457-1446 (329 amino acids)
Biological process (GO): tRNA splicing, via endonucleolytic cleavage and ligation; tRNA-type intron splice site recognition and cleavage
Cellular component (GO): tRNA-intron endonuclease complex
Molecular function (GO): tRNA-intron lyase activity; nucleic acid binding
Source: RefSeq, a predicted model, not a curated record
AGAAGUGGAUGAACGCUGUCAUCAGAGGAAAAGUAGAAUCACUGAAAUUUAACACGGCAAGGUAUAGCCGAUGGAAUUGAAAAUAAUUUUAAAAAUUACAAACAGAGAUUUUUUUGAAAAUGAUUUAUUAGGCGGGAUUAGAAAUUCAAUUAAGAUUAAAAGUAGUACCAUCUCCGGAAUCAUUUCAAGAAAAAACUUCAUUGUCAUUAACAAUCAAAUUAAUAUAUGUAUAAUGUAGAUAAUAAAAAUUCUAACCUCAUGCUAUAAAUUAUUUAUAAAUAAAUUUUAUUUUGAAAUUUUGAAAAUUAUUUUAAAAGCUGCAUUCCAUACCUCGCUGUGAAAUUUUUUUCAUGAUUCUACUUUUUCUUUUGAUGACAGAAUUCAUUCUUCUCUUAGCGUAUAGUUUGCGGAUUAGUUUUAUUGCAGUUUCAUUAUAUUAAUUUAUUUUAUUCAACCAUGAAGCGACACAUGCAGUUCCCCGUCGCCAAAGCAAAAAAAUCAACAUCGCAAAAUCUGGCGAGCGUUGAACCGUUGCCGGUAUGUUCGCGCGAUACUCUCGCGAACGAACGGGUCGUGGCAAUUUUCACUGGCCUCACGAUAGAGGUUUGUGACCGUGCUGGAAUUGAGCAACUCGUACUCGGAGGAUGUUUUGGCCAAGGAACUCUGUCGCGGUCGUUUCCGAAGUCGGUACGUGAUCCAAACAUUGAUAAGGCAGGGGAAGAAGUGAUUCGCAGCAGACAGUUUGAAAGGCGUGAAGAGUGGCACCGAAAGUAUAAAGUCAGAACUUCUGGGAAAGUGCGUGUGCUGGAAGAUGCAGUGGAACAGCAGUUGUCCAGCGGUGCAAUUAAUAACAACCAGUUGAAAUAUGCAUUGGGGGAAUCGCUAGACAAUCCGUAUCCGGUUCCGGAAUAUUUAAGUCUUAUGUUUGAAGAAUCGUUAUUUUUAGUGAAAGAAUUGAGAUGUCUUGAAGUGCGGACUUUAAAUGGUGCUGUUAUGUCUGAAGAAAACUUAGUACAAACUUUUACGAAAUUAAACAGAAACUUUGUAGCUUCUUAUGUAGGCUAUGUCUAUUUGAGGUCCAAAAACUGGGUUGCGAAAUCAGGACUUAAAUUUGGUGGUGAUUUCAUUCUUUAUCAAAAAGGUCCACAGUUCUUCCACGCCUCAUACAUCGUUCUCAUUGAACCGUACUGGAAUGAUGAAAAGCUCCCCAAAUGUGCGCACUAUAUUGAUAAUUAUGAUUUCCACGGUUUCAAUCGAAUUGGUGAAACUACUGCCAAAGAUUUGCUAAUAUUGGAAGUCCAUUUCCCAAUUGAUCUGGACCCACAAGACAACGAGGCUGCCAUUAGCCGAAUGAGCGAGUUCAAAGUUAGUGAAGUGUUUCCUAAGCAUCACAACUACGCAGCCAAUCGAAUGUGUCAUCUAGCGGGAACAUCUAGCCGUAAGUAGUUCGUCACUAUUAUAUAUUUAACCGGUAACAUUAUUUUUACAAACAAUUUAAAUACAUUCGUGCACCCUA